AUGGCACAGCACAGACACAUCGUGCAGGUAAGAGUUCUCCAUGUGAGCAGUGUACCCUUUCUCUCAGAUGACGCCUAUGCAACAGCAUGCCAGCACCCCUGGGAAGACGCCACGUGUGAUGGCACAGCACAGACACAUCGUGCAGGCAACGAGCACACCUCGGUCAGCUACGCCGGUAGCAAGUGUGCCAACAAAAUCCCCAAGGAAGCGCUUGAGGAUGACGCCUAUGCAACAGCAUGCCAGCACCCCUGGAAAGACGCCGCGUGUCAUGGCACAGCACAGGCACAUCGAGCAGGCAACGAGCACACCUCGGUCAGCUACACCGGUAGCAAGUGUGCCAACAAAAUCCCCAAGGAAGCGCUUGAGGAUGACGCCUAUGCAACAGCAUGCCAGCACCCCUGGGAAGACGCCACGUGUGAUGGCACAGCACAGGCACAUCGAGCAGGCAACGAGCACACCUCGGUCAGCUACACCGGUAGCAAGUGUGCCAACAAAAUCCCCAAGGAAGCGCUUGAGGAUGACGCCUAUGCAACAGCAUGCCAGCACCCCUGGGAAGACGCCACGUGUGAUGGCACAGCACAGGCACAUCGAGCAGGCAACGAGCACACCUCGGUCAGCUACACCGGUAGCAAGUGUGCCAACAAAAUCCCCAAGGAAGCGCUUGAGGAUGACGCCUAUGCAACAGCAUGCCAGCACCACUGGGAAGACGCCGCGUGUCAUGGCACAGCACAGACACAUCGUGCAGGCAACGAGCACACCUCGGUCAGCUACACCGGAAGCAAGUGUGCCAAUAAAAUCCCCGAGGAGGCGCUUGAGGAUGACGCCUAUGCAACAACAUGCCAGCUCCCCUGGGAAGACGCCGCGAGUCAUGGCACAGCACAGGCACAUCGCACAGGCAGCAAGGUCUCCCCAGCACCCGAGACAGUCUCACGAUCACAAGUAUGUCGCCUUGAGGUCUCCAAGAACAGUGUUCCUGGACACAAGCAAGAGACUGUCGAAGACAAAAAAUAGACUGAAACAGACAAAACAUCAGCUUAAAAAGAAAAGAGAGAAAGUGUCUACCCUCAAAGGACUUAUUGCCGAGAUCAAA
Molecule: messenger RNA, 1090 nt
Organism: Rhipicephalus sanguineus (brown dog tick)
Lineage: Eukaryota; Metazoa; Arthropoda; Arachnida; Ixodida; Ixodidae
Exons: 13
Coding region: 1-1011 (336 amino acids)
Source: RefSeq, a predicted model, not a curated record